AUGAUACCUCACUCUUCUGCCGGCGUCCAAUCCUGGGGCCACCCCCUGCGCAAGCUCGAUAAUGGCUCAGGACGUGUGGACGCCUCUCAGGCUCCGAGUCUAUCUGAUUUCCGGUCUGAAACGCAACAAUCCACGCCCGUCCUUCCGCCACAUACCGGGCAGCCGGCAGUUAUCGAUCUGACAUCGAGUAUAAAUGAUGCGCAGGAGAGGGAGCCCCCGGCGAAGCGAUUGAGGUUGGACGUAUCCGCGGGAUCGUCCGCAAAAGAUGCGAGUCCUGCGCCUGCGACUGGCGGAGAUUCAAGGGUGACUCCAGGAAUAGCGAAUGCGAAGCCUUCCUCGCUCUCUUGGCGUGGUCGUCCGGUAUGGUCUUUCCAGGCUAUGGUAUCGGAGGCAACCAACGGUGGAGAGGUCAUGGAGGAUGAUGCUGGCUUGACGCCCGAAGGUAAAAAGCCAGCGUCGCCUCCUCCAUUUCCGCCUCUACCUUGGAAGGGCGCGCCACCAGAGCAGUAUGGAAAUAAUGCGACAAAAAUAUCAGAAUCCCCAACCAGCAAAGAAGUACAAACGACACCUUUCCGCGUUCAAAUACCAUCUAUUGCACCUGCUCUCAAAGGAGAUAGAAUUGCCGAUUUUGCACCAUGGACUGGAGAUCAUCCGGAAGAUGCCUUGAACGAUCAGACGGUGAAACAAGGAUAUUACGAUCGCACCCAGGUUUCCCAGACCGAGUCCAACACCGCACGUCCGUCACUCUAUGCGCAACUGAAGCACCGCUCCGGCUUGCAGAUGCUUUCGUCGGUUUUUAUGGCCGCGCUGGAGAAAAGACAGAAUCACAAUACGGUUAAUGCGCCAUCAACCUUCAAGCCGCCUCCUCGCGUUACUCUAACAGAUAAUAAACGAGAGGCUUGGCUUCGUGAUCUUGCCAAUCCAUCUGUUCCUUUACGCAGAUUAAGUCGAACGAUCCCCCAUGGUAUUCGGGGCAAGGCACUUCUUGACCAGUGCCUAAGCAAGUUGAUCCCUGUCAGCCGGGCAGUAUGGCUUGCGAAGUGCGUUGGCGCCAAUGAGAUUCGCGCCUUCAAGAGAAAGGGCACAAGCGGCUCAUUAGCAAUAGGCUUGGAAGCAAAAUGGGUUCGCGAGUGGACGAGUGGUGUACAGCAGUUUCUUGAGGGGGUAGUAGGAGCCUGUGGGUCGACAGGUUGGAAAUCGAAAAUGACAUACGCAGCCAGUCUAACUGCACGUCUCUUCUUUGAGCGUUUACUUGACCACGAUCAGUAUUUCACUUGGUUUCUAGCCUCUUUAGAGGCAUCGCCACUCAAUAUGAUACCUGUUUGGCUUCUUAUGCUAGGUAUUUAUUGGGAUAGCCUCUUACGGUACAGAAAACGCGGGCGGCGAUUGGCGGAGGUUCUUCUUGAAAAACUACGUCAGAUAACGGAGCUGCGGCGGCCGAUAUUGUUGCAACCGCUUGCUGACCGGCUUUCGAGUUACAUAAGAAAGCUGGUGCUUGAACAUACUUCGUCGGUAAUACUUCCAAAUUUAUGGGAGACGCACCGAAACCUUAUCCUCUCUUGCUUGAAGAUGAAGGAGACCGCAGACAAGACGAUAUUUGAGACCCUGGCGGAACGUAAUACUCGAGUACAGUUACCGAAAUCUCGACCGGAAUCCACAGAGCAAUCUGCCCAGCAACGCGUUGUUCAGUUAUUUGAUUCAAUACGAUCGUCGCAUGACAUAUCAUCUACAUCGACAGCCUGUCUGAAUGCUCUUGAAGAUAGGGUUACCCUAGUCGCUAAGCUUCUCGAGUGGUCGGCGACCCGAUUUCGUUCUGGUCUUCGCCGUGUAUAUACCGCAGCUCGGCUCCUGCGGAAGUGGAAAAUGUCUGGUAUUGACAUUGACACCUAUAUAAUUUUGUUCGUGAGCAACGUACAAGAUACGAGUCAGUUGGAUAUGGAUAAUAUCUACCACGUUAUAUCUGAGUUGGUCAGGUCGCAGACCUUCUCUAUCAGCAGAUAUCUACAAUGGCUCAUGGCUAAAGGUGUUGCGAGGAACGCCGGUGGUGAUAAUAAUGAGGUUUUGGCCGGUGAUACCCUUCUCCUUACUCAACUUCCCCUGGGACGCUUGCCAGAACAUGUCCGUAACCUCCGAUACACACUUUUGGCUCGUACUGGCAUGUCGGUGACGGAAGAAAGUUCCACUAUCCAGGACUUGAAAUUGGCGAUAAGCCAACGUUUGCCGAAUAUCUUCCAAGUCAAAGAUAGUAAUAAAGUAUUUACCGAGCUGCCACAGCCCAAUCUAACCUGGGCUGUCAAGUCCGAGGUCAGCAUAUGGAUUAGGCAAGGAGUGGCUAAGCAUCUUAGGGAUACGACCAGAAAAAUUGCCGGACGUCCCUUCUCGAUUGAUUCCAAAGUCUCGGCCUUGAUACCAGAAGAAUUCUAUUGCGUUCGAGAAAUAUUGGAAGGCUUCGGAGACCUAUCUAUCCUUGCUGAUGUGAUUAAACAAGCCACCGAGUGUGAUGACAACACGGUUCUUGCAUCUGCAUCUGAUACUGUUAAUUAUCACUUUGAUGCAUUGUCUAUCAUUGGAGCGACAUCAGAUUUGUUCAGGGGACUGGUCGGCGCUUAUGCACGUCUCAAGAGAUUCGGGACGCUAAAUCUGGAUUUCACCUUCUCAUUAAUUGAGCUUGGACUGCGGAUUCCUGAAGAGUCCGGUACUGUUUCUCUUCUCCGCCAGGACCUCGCUCGAAUUGAGAGCAAAUCGGCGCUAGCAGCACCAUCGCCACUCUCAGAUCAUAUCCCGACGACUUUCAGCGAUACCGAUGCCUCGUUCCAGGAAAAAUUAGACCAGCUGUUGUCUUGUGGAAACGGAAUAGACGAGUCCACCUUGGGUUCUGUUUUUCAUUCACUCACCAAGAUCUUGACAUUUGGCAGUGGAACCACGAAAUUGUCCGCGAAGGAUGCUUGCAGAUAUCUUGCAUAUUUACGACCGUUCAGUCCCAAAUAUUUCGAUAUCAUGUUAGUACGGUACGUUUGUGGACUUUUGAAGUCUUCAUCUCGGCCUACAAUGUCUCGAAUACUUGCCCCCCUCAUCGGAGUUGGGUGCGUCACGAUUCACAGCUUCGUACUCUUGGUCAAUAAACUUUCAGCUCCUGAGAAUGCAGUACCAGCAAUCCCUAAUAUGUCUAGCUUGCGCUUGGAUGUCCUUGAACUUCUUAUCCCACAAAGCGAACCCAAUACAGACCUGGUCACAUAUCGCUUUCAUCUAGCUCAGCAAGAGUUUCUUGUCAAAUACUCUGAUGAGACUUUGAGCAUAAUCAACGACGCAAUCCCGCUAUUUGAUUCCCUUGAAGAUGCUACUUUGGGGACAAGGCGUCCUGACCUUCAGGCAUGCACGGCAAAAUUACUACGCUCUUUACUUACUCAAAAUUCGAGUAGCGUGGCAGAAUAUUGUAUGCGCGAAUUAACAGGCAACUCGUCAUUCACGACUGUUCUAGGGAAGGCCGUUGACCUUCUCCUGCGCUUCGACUCCCAAGAUGAUGUAGAUCCCAGCGCACAAGCUGAGCAAGUCAUUCUCAUGAACAACGACUUUUCUCUUCCAUUCUGCCAAUUGAAGCUCCAGCUUUUGUUUCACGCGAAUCCUGGUGACGAGGUGAAGAACAAUAUCGUCGAUGUGAUGUUCAAGGCUGCAGUAGCGGAUUCUCGAUCAAAGAAAUCCCAUUGGGUGGGUCUGGUCAACCUAAUGAAUCAAGAUGCAGCCCGACAAAUUCGCGAACGAGCGGAAAGCGGCUUCUUUUCCGUUGCAAUGUUUGACGAACCCGCCGAUGAUCUGAUAUCAUCCGAUGGAGCGGCCAGUACAGACGCGAUUGACAGCGCAAAACUAUACCUUACAAUCAUAGAGAAACUGGCUCAUAACAUUCCCGAGGCUGGGGUUCCAUCAGUGACCCCUCUUCUUGUGGAGAGACUGGAUCUUCUCCUCCAAAAGCUCAUCAUAAUGCAGACAAAUACGAACAGCUUCGCUGAGAAUAGAAACGUGUCGAGCUCAGGUCCAGUGGUCAUGGCCAGGUUCAACUUCGAGCGAUCGCUCGCGUUCUGGUUCUCUGCCUUGCUUAGGAUGACAGUACUUCAUCGGACUGCUUUCAAUGCGCCCGCGUCUCAUGGGCAUAAAGCUGGUAGCCUGCAGGAGCAAACCCGCUUGCUUGUGUCAAUAUUUUGCAUUUCAUUAGCACGGUUGCCAGAUAACAUCAUCCACCUCUUUCCAACCGCCAACUACUUCCCCCACACUGUACAACCUAAAAACUUCCGACCGUGUCCCGGAAUCUUGUUGCAGACCCAUGCUUUAGACGUUGCAGCAUCUCUCAUCGAUUCAUUCCCGGAUGAAGCGCGCCUGCAGUGCGGGCGCUUCCUCAAGGAGAAAUGCCCCCCCUUCCUCCAAUUCCAGAACGACCAUCGAUUCUUAUACCUUCUAGGUCCCAUGGCGGACACGACAACACACAACUCCCAACUUCCUGCCUCUAUUUCGUCUCCUGCUGCUGGCGGCUCUACUCCCACUCCCACCCCGUCCGGGAACGCUUCGGCCGGACCCUCGAACCAAUCACAACAAGUGGCUGCUUCGACAGGAUCCGUCCCAGGAUCAUCUGAGAGCACAAACUCUGUCGCGGACCGUCUUCGAAUUCAACACCGCGGUCGUAUUAUUGGGCCCUAUCCAGUACGGCCCUGGGAGCUUCUCGAGGACGCUGCCCCAAUCCUCGGUGUGAAUGACACCGCUGUGAGCCUAAAGCUUUUCGACGCCAGGCGUGUCAGGGCUUAAAUAUAUCUCUUUCCACCAUCCUUUUGUCUCCAGCUCCUAUACCAUUCUUCUUGGAUUGAACCCUUUCAUUUCCGUCUCAUUUGUU
Aspergillus versicolor CBS 583.65 is the source of this 4876-nucleotide messenger RNA. RefSeq names its product mediator of RNA polymerase II transcription subunit 12. Gene Ontology annotation, cellular component: mediator complex. NCBI's taxonomy places the organism in Eukaryota, Fungi, Ascomycota, Eurotiomycetes, Eurotiales, Aspergillaceae. The transcript is spliced from 9 exons. Gene Ontology annotation, molecular function: transcription coregulator activity. Gene Ontology annotation, biological process: regulation of transcription by RNA polymerase II. The record is from RefSeq and is a predicted model, not a curated record. Bases 1 to 4791 code for a protein of 1596 amino acids.